Molecule: messenger RNA, 417 nt
Organism: Ilex paraguariensis (yerba mate)
Lineage: Eukaryota; Viridiplantae; Streptophyta; Magnoliopsida; Aquifoliales; Aquifoliaceae
Source: the annotation of a GenBank genome assembly
AUUCGGAGAAGCAUGGUCAAACUUGACCUCUACAGAAAGUUUACAAAUUCUCUAGCAGUAUCAGUCCUUUUUUCUGUUGCUUGGAUUGGAUAUGAGUUGUACUUUAACGCAAGUGACCCAUUGAGUGAACUGUGGCGAAGAGCCUGGAUCAUCCCAGCUUUCUGGACUAUGCUGGCAUACAUACUUUUGUGGGUGAUCUGCAUUCUCUGGGCUCCUUCAAAUAACCCAACUAGGUAUGCAUACUCAGAGGAGACUGGCGAUGACCUUGAUGAGGAGGGUAUUUCUCUAACUGGCGCCGGAGGAAAGGUGGCUGCAGAAUUAUCAACCAAGAUGGAAAGAAAGGAAAGGAAGGCAUCAAUUGCAGCAGAUCAUUUGUUUGGGCUAGGAGAAGAUCUCGAGGAGGACAAGAGAGAAUGA